This is a messenger RNA of Cuscuta campestris, 613 nucleotides long. The record is from the annotation of a GenBank genome assembly. Lineage: Eukaryota; Viridiplantae; Streptophyta; Magnoliopsida; Solanales; Convolvulaceae.
AAUCAUUCCUUUCUCCAUAGAUCUACAUCUCUUUCAUGUGCAUGAACUCUUCAUCUUCUCCAUCAGAGGAAUCGCAUGAGUUAUUUUACAAACCCUAUGUUCCUGAAACGGAUUUUGAAGAUGGGGGAGGUGAAGAUUUUGAGGUGAUUGUCGGCGAUAUUAUCUCUGAUGACAAGGAGGAGAACAUCGUCAUCGUCAGCAACAGCGACGAUGAUGGUACGGUUGUUGCCCCUGUCGGAGAGAAGGAGGUAAUCGACCUUACCUCAGAUACGGAUGAUGUUUUUUAUCUUGGUAGCGAUGAGGUUGCGUUCUUGGGAGACAGUGACACCGAUGAUUCCAUUGGGUCUGAAAUUUUUGGGAUUGAGACUUCUCCUGUGAUCUGCUCACACAUGCACCUCCACAUAGAUAUGCUUAACAUCUUACUACCUACUCCAGAUCCAACAUUUUGGGCUUCAACGUACAAAGAUCCAAGAAGUGUGGACAAGAAAAGGAAAAAGAAGAAAGAAAGGAACCUGAAGAAGAAGAAAGGUGAAUGAAGGAGAUGCCAAAAAGGGAAGGUCCAGGGAGCUUUAAAUGCUGCUGGAAUGUAUUUGAAUGAAAAUUUUCUCUUGUU